AUGUUAAGAUUAUUUAAAAAGAUACAAAGAAAGAAAGGUUCUAAAAUAGAAGAUUACUACGAGCUUGGAAAUGAAAUUGGAAGAGGUGCAUUUUCAAUUGUUAGACAAGGUACACAUAAAGAGACUGGUGAUCAAGUGGCAAUCAAAGCUAUCUCCAAACAACAUGUAAACGAUGCAGACAUGAAGAGAUUCACUCGUGAGAUUGAAAUCAUGAAGAAAUUAAAACACAAGAACAUUAUACAACUCAUAGAGGUAUUCGAUUCACAUGAAGUAAGAGGUGGAGAACUUUUCGAUAAGAUUGUAGAGAAAGGACAGUAUUCAGAAAAGGAUGCAUGUAACCUGGUGAGACAGAUUGUUUCCGCCGUAGAGUACAUGCAUCAACAUGGUGUUUGUCAUCGUGACCUUAAACCAGAGAACCUACUAUGUUCAGCCGAUGACGAAGCCGAACAAUUUGUUAGAAUAGCAGAUUUUGGAUUAUCAAAGAUAUUUGAAGGUGGAGAAGAACUAAAGACAGCAUGUGGAACUCCAGAUUACGUUGCACCAGAGAUUCUAGAGUGUAAACCAUAUGAUACCUCUGUUGACAUGUGGAGUAUUGGUGUUAUAACAUAUAUAUUACUUUGUGGAUUUGCACCGUUUUAUGCGGAUACACACCACGAACUGUUUCAAAAGAUUUUAGAUUUAGAGUAUGAUUUUCCGGAACCAGAGUGGUCUGGCAUCACUGACCAUGCAAAAGAUUUCAUUUCACAACUGCUCGUUAUCAGUCCUACUGAGAGAUCGAGUGCAUCACAAUGUAUGAAACAUCCUUGGUUAGCUGAGAAUAAUGAUAAUUCCGAUAAAGAUAAACGUUUGGAUUUGGCAAUCAAUUCAAUGAAGGACUAUGUAAGAAAUAGAGAGUCUAAUUCAUCGGCAAAUUUAACAAGAAUGAGAGCAACCCAGUCAACACCAAAUCUACAUUCAACUCAUCCUCUAAUGAGUGUUCAUAGUGAUAAUAUAAUUGUAGAUAAUCUAUCAACUUUUAAUGAUGAAAAUACAAAUAAUAGUAAUAUAAAUAACAAUAUUGUAAAGGGUAAACAACAAUUAAAUAGUGGUAAUAGUUCAAUCAAUUUAAGUGGAUCAUCAACAUCUUCAUCAUCGUCGUCGUCGUCGUCAUCGAUAUCACCAUUGAAUUCACCAUACCAGAAUGCCAGUGGUGUUAUACUUCCAAUCACAACAACAUCUCAGAAGGAUAUCGCUUCAAAGAAUAUCUACAAGUGGAUGAUACCAACUUUAGAAUAUCUAUCUCUUGACAAUACCACUGUAAAUACUCAAAAUACUGGUGGUGGUGGUGGAACUAAUACGAACACUACCACUUCCAAUAGCAACAACAUUACAAAGAAAUUAAAUGCAAACAAUACAAAUAAUAAGAGGAUAAUAUUAAGCAAAAAGAGUAGUAAUAACAAUGUAAAUAGUAUAAAACAAUUAGAAUUACAAAAAGUAAUCGAUGGUACUGUAAUUACAAAUACAACUAUUGUUGGAAAUGAAAGUAAAGUACCAUUUGUACCAGUCAUUAGCAAUUAUAAUGAUAUUUCUUCAAAAAGUAAUAAUUGUGAUAUUAAUAAUAAUAGUAGUAGUAACACUAAAAGUAGUAUAAAUGUAAAAGAGAGGAAUGAGUGGAGUAGUAGUAUUAAAACACUAUGUGUUACAUUAGAUAGUAUCUAUGGUACUUUGGAGAAAGAUCCUUGUAUCGAUAAGUGUAAUAGUAUGAUUCAAACUCUGUCCACUGUAUUGAAUGACUUUAAAUCCUUGAAGAACACUCUCAUAAGUACGACAAUACCGACUACCCAAACACCAACUACUCCCACUAAUGAUCAAGUUGUAGUUUCUGUAUCCACUUUAACACUACCUUCCACCACAACCACCACCUCUAUUUCAUCAUCACCAUCAUCAACUCAAUCUAGUAAAGUUGAAGUCACAGAGAAUAAUGAUAAUAUUAGUAAUGGUGUUAGUAAUGCAAUGAAAUGGUCAGAUAGAUUAAGAAUUGCAAUGGAAACAAUGAGAGCAACCAAUAAUAAUAAUAGUAAUAGUAAUAGUACUGCAGUUGUAGAUGAAAAGAAACAAAAAGAAGAUGAUUUAAAUUGGGAGUUGAUUAGAUUUAAGAAAGCAAAGCAGUAUGAAGACAGACAACAAAAGGCAAAGGAAAAUAGAGAGGCUAUUUCAGUUGGUAGGAAAAGAUCUUACAAGCAUGAGGAUCGCGUGAAAGAGUUCAACAAGCGCAAUGAAGAACGUGUCAUGCAAGAGAGAAUCACCAUUGGCGAGAAACAAGAGCGUGCCGAUCAAUUACAUGGCGAACAUAUAACAAACAUUCAGCAGAAAGGGAUGUCCGAGGGUAAGAAGGCAGAGGAGAUCAAGUGGAUCUCUGAUCAGACUUCAAAGAAUCAGCAGUACAUCCGCCAGCGCAAGCUUGAGAAGCAGGCUGCUCGUCGUCAAAAGUUGGCACUGGCUAAAGGUCAAAAGAUGUCAUUGAUCGUUCAACGCGAAGAGUCUGCAUUGAAGCGACGUCGUGAGAUUGAAGAGUCACGUGCACAGAUCAUUCUUGGUGCCAUUAGCUCACCUCCUAUAUCUGAUGAUGCCAAGCGUAAGAUUCGAAGAUAUUGUCGCUACUGUAAUGUUCCUAUCACCUCGGACACUGCCCUGCAGUCGCACAUCAAUGAGCUUCAACAUCAAAACAAUUUGAAGCAUUUCAACAUGGAAAUGAAAAAGACUUCUUUGUCAGCAACACUCGAACGUUGUCCACCAACUUCAAGUACAUUCUCCAACACGCAUAACAAUGAUCGCGACCAUUCACAUCCCGACUGGGUAAUUACACUUCCAUUCGAGUCGUUCUCGACCAACCGAUUGGCACCACUAUCCAAGGAACUGCUACAAAAGAUACACGAAGAGGAACUAUCAAACAAAGCAAAGUUGUCUCCUACUAAGCAAACCCUCAAUAAGAUGGCCAACAAUAACAAGAAUAUCGACUAUCUAGAUAGCAUAGUGAUUCCCGAUGAUUAUUUCUUAAAGAGUACAUUUAUAAAGACGAUUGGCGAGAUUGAUAGCCAUCUCAAGAGUAAAGAUUACAAAAGUCUUCAGUUUAUCUUGAUGGACACAUCAGUUCUACUUGGUAAAUAUAGUUCACAAGAAGAUUAUCUUUAUUUUACAAAAUUAAAAGGAUUACAAUCACUAUCAAAGAUAUGUUUAGUGAAUAAUGAUCCUAAACCACCUUCGACUUUAAUAAAGAAUACAUUAGAAUUAAUAAUAAAGUUAUGUAGUGUUGGUUACAACAUUUGUUAUCUUUUAUCGCUCGGUACAUUGACACAGUUUCUAGAGUUGUUCAGUAUGAACAUUCUGUCAAAGCCCGAUAUUGUUGUUCCAUUUCUUCCGUCUCUCAUUUCAUUGAUCAAUAUGAUGUUUUCAAUCCAAUCUUUACAAUUCAUUCCAUUCUCCAUUAAAGAAUAUAAACUUUAUUUCAUUAUUUAUGUAUUAGAUUUAAUGAUAUUUGAAAAAUUGGAAUUGAAACUACCACAUCUACAGUUGGGUAUGUUGGAAGGUGGCGAAGCAUCGAUAUCUAUGGCAGAGGAGACCAUUCAAAUGUUGGUUAACUUUACAAAUUUUUUUGUGGAAUCUUCCAAAGGCUCAAUCGAGCCCACCUCUAUCAAUGGUAAUAACCCAUUGGAGUUGGUAAAGGAGUCUGCGCCAAUGAUGUCAGUCCUCAAACGAACCAAUGUAGUAGGUGUUCUAUCGCUACUUACUUUUAUUCUUUUACACAAUAAGAAGAAGCAAAUCAGUCACUUUGAAUUACCGAAAAUAUUAUAUCCAACCAUUCUACAGACACUCGAUCUUUUCAUCAAUAUUUCAAUGUUAGAUCUACCAUUCGUUCAGAUCAUAUGGAUAUUCUAUUCCCAACAUUAA
Heterostelium album PN500 is the source of this 3927-nucleotide messenger RNA. Its product is annotated as putative protein serine/threonine kinase. The coding region runs from base 1 to 3927 and encodes 1308 amino acids. Gene Ontology annotation, biological process: protein phosphorylation. Gene Ontology annotation, molecular function: ATP binding; protein kinase activity. NCBI's taxonomy places the organism in Eukaryota, Evosea, Eumycetozoa, Acytosteliales, Acytosteliaceae. The record is from RefSeq and is a predicted model, not a curated record. The transcript has 10 exons.